AUGGCAGGUAGAGUCAGCUGGACCUUUCUCCUUCUACUCGUGGCUCACAUUUGCUUUUCUGCAAAUCCUUUGCAAGCUACUCCGAUUGAAGACAUCGAUCCACAAUUAGGAGCCGUAGAGGAAGAUGCAGACUUCCCCUCCUCCUCCUCCUCCAAAGGUGUUGAGCCAAUAGCUGAUAUACCACCUGAGGAUGACAGUAUGCUCCACGAUGAACUCAGUCCAGCAAGAGAAGAAUUAUGUUACUACUACGCUUUUCCUGGACUGUGUUCAUUUCCGCCAUUGGCUCAACGUCUUUGGAGAAGGAUUAGGCUUCGUGAACUUCAACCGCUCGCUCUACUUGUGGUUGAGUCUCUGCAGGUGGAGCUUUUUCAGAAGUAG
Molecule: messenger RNA, 378 nt
Organism: Rodentolepis nana
Lineage: Eukaryota; Metazoa; Platyhelminthes; Cestoda; Cyclophyllidea; Hymenolepididae
Source: the annotation of a GenBank genome assembly